Messenger RNA from Cylindrotheca closterium, 300 nucleotides. The record is from the annotation of a GenBank genome assembly. Lineage: Eukaryota; Bacillariophyta; Bacillariophyceae; Bacillariales; Bacillariaceae.
AUGGACAACUCCAAAGUACUAAUCCUUCUAAGCAAGUUUAGCGUGGGAAAUACCAAGGCUGAGGCGACCCUCCAAGCCAUCAACAUUGCAGGUAAUGGAAGAGAAGCAUUCAAGGCCCUGUGUACCCACUAUGAAUACAAAGGGAUACUAACCUCCAAGAUUGUCGAAGCUGAACACACCAUCAAAGAACUGUGUUGCGUUGGUGAAAUACCCAAAAUGAACUUGUCCAUGUUUGAACAAAUGCUGAAGAAAGCGUAUGCAGCCUACAAAGCAAGGUUACAGAAACAUUUCUACAACUGA